This is a messenger RNA of Malassezia japonica, 399 nucleotides long. RefSeq names its product ssDNA-binding protein, mitochondrial (gene RIM1). The transcript is spliced from 5 exons. The record is from RefSeq and is a predicted model, not a curated record. The coding region runs from base 1 to 399 and encodes 132 amino acids. NCBI's taxonomy places the organism in Eukaryota, Fungi, Basidiomycota, Malasseziomycetes, Malasseziales, Malasseziaceae. Gene Ontology annotation, molecular function: single-stranded DNA binding.
AUGUUCCGCCAAUCGCUUCUGUCUGCCACCCGCACUGCCAGCGCCGCCCGCCUUUCGCGUAUCAACCUCAUUGGCCGCCUCACGAGCCAGCCUGAGGUGCGCGAGAGCCGCAACGGCAAGGAGUACCUCCGCUACGUUGUCGCGACGACCGAUCCUCUUGGUCCUCCCAACGAGGAUGGCACCCCUGCCACCCCCACCUCGUCGUUCCACUCGGUCUUUGCGUUCGGUGAGACGACCGUGAACCGCCUGCGCAACCUGCCCAAGGGUACGCUCCUGUACGUCGAGGCCGACUUCCGCAUCGCGCGCACCCCGAGCGAGGGCGACCUCCCCCCCACCGACCAGUGGCUCGUCCAGCACCGGAGCUACCAGGUGCUGAUGCGCCCCAAGACGGACAUUUAA